Molecule: messenger RNA, 2067 nt
Organism: Periophthalmus magnuspinnatus
Lineage: Eukaryota; Metazoa; Chordata; Actinopteri; Gobiiformes; Gobiidae
Gene: zc3hc1
Product: zinc finger, C3HC-type containing 1
Exons: 10
Coding region: 8-1465 (485 amino acids)
Cellular component (GO): nucleus
Molecular function (GO): zinc ion binding
Source: RefSeq, a predicted model, not a curated record
GCUGAACAUGGCGGCCGUCGGCGGUAAUCGUGCAGAGCGCUUUGGAAACUCAAAUUUAUCGAAGUCAGCCCUGGCUUCUCCGGAGAAAGUACGCGAACUCCUAAAUGAAGGGGUGUCGUCGGUGGAUAAUACGGCGAACAGCAGUCAAGGAGAUGGAAAGGUCUCAGAAGAUGGGAGCGGCCAAGCACCAUGUGAAGCAACAAACAAAGAGGCAUUUUUCUCAAGGGUGGAGUCCUACUCAUGUCUGAAAUGGGCAGGCAAACCUCGCUCUCUGUCCCCACUCAUAUGCGCUCGAUACGGAUGGAUCAACGUGGGCUGUGACAUGCUCAAGUGCUCCAGCUGCCAGGCCUUCCUCAGCGCAACCUUACAACCAACUCUAGACUUUGAAAAAUAUGAAUCACGCGUCGCAGAAAUCUCCAAGCAACUUCAGACACGACAUGAAAAGUUUUGUCCUUGGCCAGACUUCCCCUGCCCUGAGCGGAUUUGGGUGGUUCCCGCCUGCGAGCCGUCAGCUCUUCUUGCUUCUUUCCUAGAGCGGUUUCACAGCACUUGUUUCCUCGCACAGCAGCUUCCAGCGUUGAAACCAGAGCAGCUGAAAUCUAUGUCUUUGACUGAAGAUGUUGUCAGUGUUAUAUUGCAACUAAUAGAAGAAGAACAAAAACGAAAAGGGGAGAGCUCCUGUUCCGAACCUUUGGCUAUUCAGGUGGCUGCGUGUAUUGUGGCUCUGUGUGGAUGGGCUGCGAGCCCAUCCCAGUGCACCAUGAACCUGCCCAUCCUCACCUGUGCAUAUUGUAAACGAAAAGUAGGCCUGUGGAAUUUUCAUCAAAUGGAGGAAGCAGCCGGAGACGUAGAGAAUGUCCCAAACUCGGUGAGCACAUCUGGACCAGGGACCACAAGCCCAGCUCCAGUCCCUCAUGAGGGUCAGGGGGAUGGUCCAUUUCCAACCACUACUCCCACGACUCCCACUACCCCCUGUCGCAUGAAACUGAGAAGUCAAGACACCACCCGCUUGGACCAGACUGAAGGUGCAAAUAUUUUUCCUCAAGCUAUGCGCACCAAAAGUAGAGAUUCCACCAGCCCCACUGAGGACUUGCCGAGUCCAAGAGGAAAGAGACCAGCAACUCGUAAUAAAGGACAAGGAGAUAUACAGCCCACUGCCAAACGCCUGUGCCUGUCACCAGCUGGACCUGAUGACCUGCUGAAAAAGACUGUAUUUGAUCCCCUGGCCCAGCACAGAGACUGGUGUCCUUGGGUGGCAGUGGGUAAAGAGAAUGUAGACCCCAGUUCAAUCCCCAUAUUGGACAGUGGCUCCUCGUAUCAACAGGGUUGGAAAGCUGCUCUGGACCUGCUUAUCCCUCUGAAGAAGAACGACAACGCAACAGGAAGUAGUCCUGCACAGGCUCGUGACAAGUCUAAAAGAGUGUUUGCUAUAUUUCGACAAUGGCAGGUAACCUCUCAGUCUUAGUAGACUGUUUCAACAGUGAAAUCUGACCCGGCUUGCCCUAUUUUGUGGUACACCGUCUGCAGCCAUUUCCAUUUUGUUGAGAUAAAGAAAAUUUAUCCCUACCAUUUUAAAUUCCGUCAGUGUUUGUCGCUAAGUUUUCUUUUAUGGGAAGCCCAGAAUGUGAAAGACUGUUUAUAUGGACAGUGGUGACAAUAUAUAAUAGCAUGCAGUUGCAGUGUCACUGUGCAAAAGAACUCCACACUAUGAUAUGGUUUACAUAUGGUAAGUGUUUGACUUUGCAUUUUAGUUAUUAGUAUACUGAUAAAAAGUGGUAGUGGUACGGUACCUCAGAUGUACUUGAAUUUAUGUAUCUUGUACUACCAAAAACUGUGAGAAUGUUUGAAUAUAGAAAAGCAAGUUGGGUUAGUUCUAUUUGACAAACUUUUUAGUAGUAGAGAUUGUUACCGACCGACCCAGAGAACCAUGUGCCAUAUACAUUUCCAAUAUGUUUCACACUGGAAUUGGGAUGCCUUUUUUCUUGUCUUCCUGUGAUAUCAUUUUAAAUGCUGUCAUUUAUACCCACUUUUGUUCUUUUAUCCAUUUGGGGUGUCCUGAAUUAAAAA